UAACACUUUAUCUUCAAUGUGCCAUGAAAUGAAUAUAAGUUUUCUUUUCCAAGACAUAAGUCUAUAUCAAGCUGAGCGUGUCAAAAAGCUCUCUGUGUCUAGCGUGCUAUCUCUAAAGGUUCUCUCGAAAACCUUAUGCGUGAUUGAUUUAGACUGCGCGUUAGCUAACAAAACUCUUCAAAAGUUUUCAGAUUAUCGAUUUUUUAACACGACAUACAGCUGGUUAUUGUUGAGCGAUUCUCAUCCCUCUGAUUUGGAUUCAAUUUUAUGGAGUUUGAAACACAUCCAAAUGAACUCGGAUGUCACUUAUCUGCGCGCGGUCGAUCAGGACAAUCGAACUCACUACGAACUGAUGGAUGUGUACUCAAAGGGACGCCACAUUUGCAAAGAUAUUUUCCAAACCGGCUACGGUUAUUGGAGUGAAGACGAAGGAUUGCUACUGGUAUCGAACUACAAUAGCUAUUACGAGCGGAAGAAUUUCGAAGGAAUGAAGCUGAGAGGAACUACUGUUAUUGAUCGGGAUAAUGUUACCUCGGAUGACGUCGAUAGGAUUCUUUCAGAACCUGGCAACGUUCCAGGAAUUGUAGUUUUUGUAAAAUAUCACUACUCUUUGAUGUGCAUUUUAAGGGACUUUCAUAAUUUCAAAAUCAACUAUCGCGUGGCUAGAGGCUGGGCAGGACGACUUCGUUCCGGGUAUCGAUUAGGGCUGCUGGGAAUUUUGUCUCGUAACGAAGCUGAUGUUGCUGCCACCGGUAUUUUCCAGCGGAUUAAUCGUCACGCUGAGUUUGAUAUCAUUCAUCAGAGCUGGGAGUUUACUUCCGGGUUCAUCUAUCGGAUCACUCCGCAACUAAGCUCAGCUGUUGGUGGUGGAAAUUUCUUCACUCCAUUCGACGACAACGUUUGGAUUGCCUCACUUGUAACGAUGGCACUGAUCCUUUUUUCAAUCACAUUGGUCACCUUUUUUGUCAGCAAAUAUCUUUGCUCCGAACGGAAUUCUUCGAUUAUGAGUCAUUUCUUGGAAAUCGUUGCUACGACAGCUCAGCAAGGUUUAUCGGAAGACGUGUCUCCCAGCAUCUGUAUCCGAAUUAUUUUAGUAUCCUUGUUGCUGUUCAAUUUGGUCCUGUACAAUUACUACACUUCGUCGGUUGUAGGUGGAUUGCUCAGUUCUCCAGGCAAGGGCCCCGAAACUAUUCAAGAAAUUAUCGAUAGUCCAUUGGUUGUCUCUUUCCGGGACAUCGGAUAUCACAAAAUACUUUUCAGAGAAACAACCGACCCCCUUAUUCGGGAGCUAUACCAGAAAAAGGUCCAACCGUCUCGUGAAGGACAAGAUCUGGUCGAUGUGUACACCGAUGUUGAAACAGUUGUACCUUACCUAAAACGUGGAGGCUUUACCUUUCAUUGUGAAAUGACCGAGGCUUUCCAGGAAAUUGCGAACCAAUUUGAUGCAAAUGAAGUGUGCGAACUGCGAACGGCUAACGGACUUCUACAUGAUUUGAAACUAACAAGUUUUGUUUUACCAAAAAGGAGUAUGUAUACCGAAAUGUUUAAAAUAACAAUGAUGCGAGCUCAAGAAAUUGGACUAGUGAAGCGUAACCUUAAAAUUCAUCGUAUCGAGAAGCCGAUUUGUCAAUCUGGGAGUCGGGUUAAUCCGGUGGAGAUAUCGGGAGUAACAAUGGCAUUUGAAUUAUUGGGGGGUGGAUUCGUUCUAGCCGUGUUUUUGAUGUUAGUUGAGAUACUUUACUGGAAAUCAAUAUUGAAGAAAUCACUGCUAGUGUUUUCGACGUAAAGAAGUAGAAUGGUA
Molecule: messenger RNA, 1801 nt
Organism: Uranotaenia lowii
Lineage: Eukaryota; Metazoa; Arthropoda; Insecta; Diptera; Culicidae
Gene: Ir31a
Product: ionotropic receptor 75a
Exons: 10
Coding region: 17-1786 (589 amino acids)
Source: RefSeq, a predicted model, not a curated record